AUGGCUCAUCAUCGAAUUAAUGACAUAAACUCAACUAAUGUUCUUCAAUGUCCACUUCAUGAUUAUGGUUGUACUGAUUCAUUUCCACGAAAUCAAUUAUCUCAACAUUAUUUAAGUGAAGUACAUUUAAAAAGUAUUAUUAAAUUUAUUUGUGCAAAACAAAUUAAUUAUGAAUCUGCUCUAAUUGAUCUUACAAUUAACCCAAAAGAAAUUGAUGGGCUUUUAUCUUCAAGGCAUAAUCAGAUAAAUAAUUAUUCACAAUUCAUUGAACGACUAAAUACUGUUGUAAUUGAAACUCUUCAAUCAUCAAAUACAACAGAUAUUGUUUCAAAUACUUUACCAAAUAUAAAUCAAAUAUCUCGUUCGAUUUCAUCUCCAACAAGAGACUUGAUCAUAGAUAUGGAUAGAAGUUUAAAUUGUACUUUUGACUUACGAUCACAUCAACAACUAAAUCAAAUAAAUGAUAUGCAAAUGAAUCAAAUUUUAAGUCAAAUCGAUUCAUCAUCUAAUAUCAACGAAAUAAAUCAUCAUACAGAACAAAAUGAACAACACCAAGAUUCAUCACUUAUCAAUGAAAAUAACAAUAUACAAUUUUAUAUGGAUUUAAAUAACAUACUUCAAAUUCAAUUAGAAAAUACACCUGUUUCAACAGAUGGUAUUCUCAUCUGGCGUGUUGAUGAAAUAUUCAAAAAAAUUGACGAUGCUAUUUGUAAGAAACAACUAUUUAUUAAUUCACAUCUAUUUCAAACAUCGAGGAAUGGUCAUCGAUUAUGGGCUCGUAUUUAUCUCAAUGGAAAAAUGAACCCUAACUUUAUAUCAUUUCAUGUUCAUCUGAAUUUUCCAGUCUGUAAUACUUUUACGGGUUACGUUAAGUUCAUUUUGGUUGAUCAAAGUACUAAUAAUCCGUUACAACAUAUUAUAAAAUGUUGUUCGGCAAAAAUGAAUAAUGUUAAUGAUUGCAUUGGAUUUGAUGAUUUUAUUGAUAAAAAUCUACUUUAUAAAGAAUCAAAUCCAUAUAUUUAUAAUGAUUCACUUUAUUUCAUUGUCUAUGUUGAACAAACAAAUCAAGAAAAAUUUAAUCAUCUUUCAUCAAAUGUUAAAGAUGCAUUAUUUCAAAGUUGCUCGGCACAUUAA
Rotaria sordida is the source of this 1134-nucleotide messenger RNA. NCBI's taxonomy places the organism in Eukaryota, Metazoa, Rotifera, Eurotatoria, Philodinida, Philodinidae. The record is from the annotation of a GenBank genome assembly.